This is a messenger RNA of Rotaria sp. Silwood1, 1578 nucleotides long. Lineage: Eukaryota; Metazoa; Rotifera; Eurotatoria; Philodinida; Philodinidae. The record is from the annotation of a GenBank genome assembly.
AUGAUUACUAUUGGCUAUGCAGGUCAUGUCAUUCCAAUGUUCGAAUUGGCGAAAUCCCUGAAAAACCAUAAUGUGACAUUUAUUACAGAUUCGUAUGCUAAAUCUUAUAUAAAUCCUGAACGAUAUUCGAAAUUAUCAUCAUUUCGUAUGAUUUAUACGAAUGAUGAGGCUGAUGCAGUUAUUAAUGAAAAGGGAACAACAAAAGCAGUUGAAUAUAUGAUAGACCACUCUGUGUUAGAUAGUGUAGCUUAUACAAUGUCAACACUGAGUCCGACAAUCAAUGCUUUGAUGACCAAAUCCGUGAAUAUAUUAAUGUCGGAGCAAUACGAUGUGAUUAUUGGUACUUCCGUGACGGCGGGUGUACCUGUUCUAUGUAAAGAAGCAAAAGCCUCAUGUGUAAUAAUAAUUCAGGAAAAUCAACCGAAUUUGUUUGAUAUUAAUUUACCUAUUAGCUAUUCACUACUAUCAUCAAAACAUAUGACCGAACUCAAAUAUCGUAUUUACAAUUUUGCUUUCAUUUUACGUUUUACGAUUCCUCUCUGUAAAACAUUAUUUAAAAUAUCCUACAGGCUUUUACAAUCGCUUCCUCAAGUACCCGGACCUUUUUAUGAAGUAUUUACAUUAAGAAAUAUAUUACUUACAAAAGUAAAUUGUUUGCAAUUGUUCAGUAUGCCACCAACGCUCUAUUCACCAUCACCGUUAUAUCAUGAUAUUAAGUAUCUUGGCGGAUUUGUAGAUGAAUCAUCAAUUGAAUACGUUGAAAAUGAUCUUACGCGAUGGGUUAAAGCAAAACCUCCGAAGUCCGUUGUCUAUGUAGCAUUCGGUAGUAUUUCUAUAUUGAACCAUGAUCGAAUGACGAAUUUAAUAUAUGGCCUAGCUAAGUUUCUUUUGCAAGACGAUUCGACUUUUGCUUUAUUGGCAUUUCGCAAUACGAAUUAUGAAAAUUAUCAAAUCGUACUAAACGAAAUGAAGCAUGAUCAAUAUCGACAGCUAUUCAUGAAUGAUCAACGAGUGAAAGUCGAAAAUCGUUUUCUUCAACAAAAAUGGAUUUUACAACAGAAUUCAGUCAGCGUUUUUAUAAGUCAUUGUGGAAUGGGCUCGAUUGUAGAAGGACUUUACUUUGAAAAACCUAUCAUAUGUGUACCAUUAUUCGUAGAUCAAUUUUUGAAUGCGAUUUCGAUCUUGGAUGCCCGAGUCGGAGAAUCAUUGUUUGAACCACCAUCUCUAUGGCAAUCGUUUUUAAAACCACUCGAUUUUCAUGAUUAUAUGUUUUCAGCAAGUGAUGUAACAACGAAACUAUUGACAGUGUGGCGAAACAUUUCAUACGAACGAGCAGUUCGAUUAAUGUCACUCGAAAUGAAGCAUGCUGGUGGUGUGAAAAAAGCAGUGGAAGAUAUUGAACUUUUAGUUAAUUUGAAUGGCAGUUUCGAUCGGUAUAUGCCAUUUCAUCAUACACUUCCUUUCUAUCAACGAUAUAUACUCGAUGUAAUACUCGUUUAUAUGGUUUUACCUUCAGCGAUCGUAUAUUAUUUAUGUAUGAAAUGUUGUAAAAGAAGUCGAAAGGAAAAAAAAGAUUAA